Scophthalmus maximus (turbot) is the source of this 2514-nucleotide messenger RNA. It is a transcript of the gene tent5bb, whose product is annotated as terminal nucleotidyltransferase 5Bb. Gene Ontology annotation, molecular function: RNA binding; poly(A) RNA polymerase activity. The record is from RefSeq and is a predicted model, not a curated record. NCBI's taxonomy places the organism in Eukaryota, Metazoa, Chordata, Actinopteri, Pleuronectiformes, Scophthalmidae. Bases 298 to 1848 code for a protein of 516 amino acids. The transcript has 3 exons. Gene Ontology annotation, biological process: mRNA stabilization.
GAUGUUCUGAAAUCAGGCCAUGAAAGGCUCUUUCCUUUCCCCCCGUGAUUUUGUCUACCGAUACAGCCGUCUGAAAUGAGAGCCACUGAUCUCCCGUUGGAAAAACACCUGAUUGGCAUUUUGGUUUCGCCGUGAUGAAUUUCUCUCGGAAUACCCUGGAUGGUUGAGCGGAAACAUGCAGUAUCUCAAAGGAUUUUUUCUACUUCACAUGCCCUUAACUUUCCAGAUCAACAAGUUUGACGGUGUAUCAAACCAGAUGUCGUUUAGACAAUAACUUCGAAGGACAAGGUUGAGCUGAUGACGCACAACUGCUUAAGGCCAAUGGGGAGGCUCGUCUUAAUCCCAGCUCGGUCAAAAAGCCCAGAUGCGGCUCCAAUCCGAGCAGAGUCAGCGGAGACAGAGGGGCAGAGCAGAGCAGAGGGACUCGGCCGGCUUUCUGUCUGUGGACAUGUGCAACAUUCGACCAAACUUCCCCAUCACUCCAUCGCGUUCUGGACGUUCCUGAAAGUCGACCGGAGGGGAAAAACUGCGCGCUUUGUCCCACCUCAUCCGCAGUCAGACGCGCCCCCCCCACCCCCUCCUCCCCCCCCCCCCCACCCCAUCAGCACCACCAGCACCCACCUGCUCCCUCCGCUCUCCGGACGGUCCCCGUUGUGUCCGGUCGCCAUGUCCUCCGGUGAUGCCCCGGAGCAGGACCGGCGGGUCAGCGUGCUGUGCUGGGACCAGAUGCGCCGGCUGGACUACAUCCUGGGGGAGUGCGUGCCGAUCCACGGCCGCGGCAACUUCCCCACACUGUCCGUGCAGCCCCGGCAGAUCGUGCAGGUGGUCAGGGCUCGACUGGAGGAGCGGGGCGUGGAGGUUCGUGACGUCAAGCUGAACGGCUCGGCUGCCAGCCACGUGCUGCACCAGGACAACGGCCUUGGCUACAAAGACCUGGACUUGAUCUUUGGCCUAAAUCGAACUGACGACAAAACCUUCCGGGUGGUGAAAGAUGUGGUGCUGGACUGCCUGGUGGACUUCUUGCCGGAAGGGGUGAACAGGGAUCGAAUGACAGCCCUCACCCUGAAGGAGGCGUAUGUGCAGAAACUGGUCAAAGUUUGCAAUGACACCGACCGCUGGAGCCUCAUCUCGCUGUCCAACAACACCGGCAAGAACGUGGAACUUAAGUUUGUGGACUCCCUGAGAAGGCAGUUUGAGUUCAGCGUUGACUCCUUCCAGAUCACCCUGGACUCGUUGCUGCUCUUUGACCGCUGCUCGGAGACGGCCAUGUCCGAGGCCUUCCACCCCACAGUGCAGGGCGAGAGCAUGUAUGGGGACUUUGAGGAGGCCCUGGGUCACCUCCGCUCCCAGACCAUCGCCACCCGCAGCCCAGAAGAGAUCAGAGGCGGCGGGCUGCUCAAGUACUGCCACCUGUUGGUGCGCGGCUUCCGGCCGUCCUCCGAGGUGCAGAUGAAACAGAUGCAGCGCUACAUGUGCUCGCGCUUCUUCAUCGAUUUCCCUGACAUAUGUGAGCAGCACAGGAAACUGGAGGGGUAUCUGCAGAACCACUUUGUGGGCAUGGAGCACAAGCGCUACGACUACCUGGUGACCCUGAGGCAUGUGGUGGAUGAGAGCACUGUUUGUCUAAUGGGCCACGAGCGCAGACAGACGCUGGCACUUAUUUCCGCCCUGGCGCUGCGCGUAAUGGCCGAACAGAACGCUAUCCCCGCUCUGUCCAACAUCACCUGCUACUACCAGCCCGCUCCCUAUGUCAGAGAUGUCAACUUCAGCAAUUACUAUGUGGCACAAGUUCAGUCGCCCAUGGCCACAUUCAGUAACUCUUAUCAAACGUGGCUGCCUUGCAGCUGAGCAGUGACUUGAUGAUGUGUGGAGAGCUUUUGAUUUUAAAUUUACAUUCAAGUUAACUGGGCAUUUAUUAGAAUGCUCAGUACCUCUGUAGCCGUGUGGAUUUUUGGUUUGAGGCCAAGUGUGGACGAAAAGAAAUGUAUCUUUUCUUUUCUUUUUUUUGUUGCCAAAUCUCAUAUCAAAACAAUUCCACUAAAUUAUAUUGGUUUAAUACUGCUGUAAAGAAUUCUCAUUCGAGCCAUUAUAAUUAUAUUUUUAUUCUGUUGGCAUUUAAUUACCAUCGUCGACAUGCAUGGGCAAAUGACGGGUUGAUAUGUGACAGAAGAACUCUGUCAGUUCUGUUUCUUGUCCGAUGAAGGCUUGUGUAUUGUGUCUUUAAUGAAAUGUAAAUACUUGGUAUGAAACCAGAAAGCUGUUUUUUUGUUCUGUCUGUGGUUUCAGCCGACCUGAUUGGGAGGGGAAUAGGACCAAAGAAAUUCUUUCUUGUGUAGCAUGGCAAACAGAGACUGUACGUGGUUCCAAGUGCCUGAAAUUGACCAAUGUCUUUAUAGAAUUUUCUAUGUAAGAACUGCUUUUGAAUCAUUUUUCAUCCAGGUUACUGUACAUUUCUAUAACAAGGGUUAAGGUAUUUGUUUUUAAAUCAUUAAAAAAAAGUGAGAAAAAUAUAAA